Daldinia decipiens is the source of this 1457-nucleotide messenger RNA. RefSeq names its product cytochrome b5. Bases 638 to 1045 code for a protein of 135 amino acids. Gene Ontology annotation, biological process: sterol biosynthetic process. Gene Ontology annotation, molecular function: heme binding. Lineage: Eukaryota; Fungi; Ascomycota; Sordariomycetes; Xylariales; Hypoxylaceae. The transcript is spliced from 3 exons. Gene Ontology annotation, cellular component: intracellular membrane-bounded organelle; endoplasmic reticulum membrane. The record is from RefSeq and is a predicted model, not a curated record.
UUUUUUGAAAAGGGCUUAACUGAAGGUUGUUAAUUACCUAUGUACAAUUGAAUAAUGAGUUGUGCAAUAUACCUAUGCUCACAUAGCAGGUACCGAUCCGCUAUCCGGUCCUUGGAGGAGUACAUAACCGACCAGCCGAGAUUUGCAUAAAUACCUGUACAUAACUCCGAGAUAACUUUCAGGUAGGUACGCCUCCCACGCGUCUAUGUACUGUAACACCAGCCAGCUAACCAAUCUAACCAAUCUAACCAAUUUCAGAGUCCAUUGACCCAUCAUCUUAGGUGAGCUCACCCAAUAAUCCCCACAGCAUCCUGAUAAAUGAAUUAGGGAUUCCCUGAUUCGCUAGAACCUGAUAGGAUUCGGGCGGCCGUGUACUCCGCAGACCGCUAGCUCCGAAAUUUCUAGGGAAGAAGACAGUUCAACUUAAAGAAAUCAACCACCAAUACAAUUUCACAAGCCUUCUUAUCCCCCAACUUUCCAAAGUUCCUCUCAACAAUCCCCGAACUCCGUUCCCGGGUGUGCCUUCAUCUCGACUCGAAAGUCCAGAUCGCAUCAUUGUGUCUGCAUAACAAGUUAUUGCUAUUGUCAUUGCCGAUUUUCUUCCUUUAUCCUCAAAGAUCUAGACAACAAAUUCAAAAUGGCGGACAAGGAAUAUACAUACCAGGAUGUUGCCGAGCACAACACCAAGAAAGAUCUUUUUGUUGUUAUCCACGAUAAGAUCUACGAUUGUACAAAAUUCGUCGACGAACAUCCCGGUGGUGAAGAGGUUAUGUUAGAUGUCGGUGGCCAAGAUGCGACAGAGGCUUUCGAAGAUGUCGGCCACAGCGACGAAGCGCGAGAAACCCUAGAGCAACUCCUCGUCGGUACUCUUAAGCGAAAUCCCGGUGACCCGUCCCCCAAGGCCCAACAGUCCUCCCUUGCGCCUGCUGCUAACACAAGCUCUGCUGGUAUGGGAACUGCUUUAUACGCUAUUAUCUUCAUUGGAGGUAUACUCGGUUUCGGUGCUUUCCAAUACUUCCAGUCGCAGCAAGGCAAGGAGGCUUAGACGGAUUCGUAUAUUCGGCAGGAAAUGUUUGGGAGAUUAAGAGCGUACAGCAUGAUUCAAGCGAUGGACGAUCGAUAUCCUCUCGGCAAUGUAUUUGAUGAAUACCUAAUAGAUCGGGCUAUUUGGUUCUUCAUAACGUAUUAAUCCAUGUCCCAUCAUCAUCAGACUACUUGGUUAAUUGAGAGCCAGGAAGUCAGGUGAAGAAAUGGUUAUUCAACUUUAGUAGAGCUGGCUAGCUAGGAGAUAGUGGUCACUUUAAUAAGAGGCAGUUUUAAUAAACCCGAUGAUUUAAUUAUUGGCCACACGUGCUUAGUACAUUUUCCAAUAAUACUAUUUUCAGCAUUUAAUGCCCUGAGUUUACGAAAGGUUUGUUGUAUCGAACUUUUUUAUUUUUUAUUUUUUUAUUUUUUAU